Messenger RNA from Glycine soja, 958 nucleotides. RefSeq lists its product as uncharacterized. Gene Ontology annotation, molecular function: rRNA binding; structural constituent of ribosome. NCBI's taxonomy places the organism in Eukaryota, Viridiplantae, Streptophyta, Magnoliopsida, Fabales, Fabaceae. The record is from RefSeq and is a predicted model, not a curated record. Gene Ontology annotation, biological process: translation. The transcript is spliced from 3 exons. Gene Ontology annotation, cellular component: ribosome. The coding region runs from base 101 to 577 and encodes 158 amino acids.
GCUCCAAGCGAAUUAGGGUUUUGUGUCUCUGCAACACUUGGGAGGAGGCACGCAGAAGUCAUAGGAGUGUAAAACAGAGACGCAAAAUGAAGCUCUGACGAUGGCAGUAAAAGGAAGCUUAAGAUUCGUGUACGCUCAUUUUCCGAUCAAAGCUAGCAUUGGCAACAACAACAAGUCCAUCAAGAUCAGAAAUUUCCUCGGCGAGAAGAAGGUUCAAUGGCGGGGACGUCACUUGCUUUGCAGGAAUAAUUGGGAACUUGAUUGUAUAUCUGAUAACGUGGCUAAUGGAAGCUUCUCUCUAUUUCCCAUUGUUGCAGCAAUAAUUGCUGACUCUUUCUUUGGCUCCUUCCUUGUUGCCUUGGUUUCUUAUUGUGUUUCUUUCUUGAGACAUGUAGGUGCCCGAUCAUAUUUUGAAAAAAGGGAAGCUUCACUUGUAUGGAGUUACAGACAUGCAGGUAUUGAUUUGUGUUUUAGGGAGACUAUUAUUUGUUUUGCUUGCUUGAGUUUGGAAGAUUGCAAGCGAGGGACAUGCUGUAGCAUCUCUGGACAGGUCCAAUUUCCAAUGCUACUCAAUUGAAAGGAUUUAAAUCAAAGCUUGCGCCAUGUUAUUAUUAAUUUAUUUGAAGCUUUCAUUAUGUAGUUGGCUUCUUAGCUUUCAGAUGAUGCUAAGAUACUUGUAUAUAGCAUUUGAAUCAAUGUGAAUGUGAUCAUAUCACAUUACCUGAAUGGAAUUUGAUGGAUUAAGCUAAUUAUGUCGUUGCUGCUACUUUGGCAUCAUGCCUAAUUGGUUUACUUGAUGCAUGCUCUUCUUUUUUCAGGCUGUGUCCUUUGUGUAAUAAAUUGGAAAGAUUGUUGUUUCUUUUAUGGUGUGUUUGGUAGAGAGGAGAGAAAUAAUAUUGGAGAGAAAAUUUGUAUUUUUUUAUAUUCAUCCUGAGAUAUAUUACAAGUGAUUUUAAUA